AUGUAUUCAAAUGUAAUUUCUCAAGAAAUUUCUGGUUAUAAUAAACAAUGUACUUCGUGGGAUAAGUGGUCGAACUGUGUGGGUGAAUGUGGUGGUGCUGGUAUUGCAUCGCGUUACUGUAUCCGGACACCAAAUGAAAAUGUUUCUUAUAAAAAUUUGGAAUACGAGUGGAAAACGUGCAAACUUACCAGGUGUAGUUUGCAAAACUAUGCUGAAAUAAUCAAAGGAGAUGAAUUUAGAGAAAAAGAAUUAAAUUACUUAGAAACGGUUGUUGAUAAUUGUCAAUAUAGAGCCAUUUUGGACUCUUGCAUUCAGGAUUAUUGUGAUUAUUACUCUUUAAAGAAAAUUCUUAAGAACUAUACUGAUAGAUUCUGGAAUGCUCUAUUGUGUGUUAAACAUAACUUAGGUUGUCCCACAAAAGGAGGUUGGAGUGAUUGGACUUUAUGGUCAAAAUGCACAGCUACAUGUGGUCCUGGAGUUCAGUAUCGUUUGCGAUAUUGCAAUAAUCCAAUGAAUUCAAAAGAUUCGCUCAAUUGCACGGGGAAUUCUAUUGAAUUCAAAAAUUGUUAUGGUCAUUUAUGUGAAUCUAAAACAGUAUAUGGAGGCUGGUCUGAUUGGCAAAAAUGGAGUCACUGUUCAACAAAUUGUGGAAAAGGUAACAGGUAUAAGUUAAGAAGUUGUACUAGACCAGAACCUGAAGAAACAGGUAUUGAUUGUAUAGGAAGCCCAGUUGAAAUCGCUAAUUGUUAUUUAGAACCUUGUAAAGGUCCACUACUUAUGGUAUAUACAUUCGACAAAGACGCGCUUGUUCAAUAUUCAUCUACAAACAUUGAAAAUUCUAUACUCCAUAUAUUUAUACGAUUUUAUCCGCUUGGAGGUACAGGUACAUUGUUACGUCGAUUUCAUGACGAUUGUGAUAAAUGUGAUACCGUUGAAUUGAGCUUAGCAAACUAUGAUUUAAUUUUAAUGGCGUUUUUAAAUGGUUGCACUACAAAAAUAUAUACUUCAUCGAUUAUCAACGUAAGAACCUAA
Daktulosphaira vitifoliae (grape phylloxera) is the source of this 1032-nucleotide messenger RNA. RefSeq names its product A disintegrin and metalloproteinase with thrombospondin motifs adt-1-like. The transcript has 7 exons. Gene Ontology annotation, cellular component: cell periphery. The record is from RefSeq and is a predicted model, not a curated record. Lineage: Eukaryota; Metazoa; Arthropoda; Insecta; Hemiptera; Phylloxeridae. The coding region runs from base 1 to 1032 and encodes 343 amino acids.